CGGCAUGUUUGCACGUUUUAAGCGGAUGAUUGUGUGUGUAAAUUAGUGUGAAAAUUUAUAUUAUUUCUUUGGAAAAGAAAGAAGAAAAAACGUGUUGGAAGGAGAAAGAAAUGCCAUACAUUUUAUGACUUUUUAGUGCGGAAAUCCGUAAUUCUAGCGAAAAAGAAAAUUCAGAGUUUGCAAUUUUUCUGGCUUCGCGCAUUUCGUGCAUUUUGAAAGAGUGCAAGUGGAGUAACGCGAGUGCGAAACGUUCAAAAGUCAUCAACAACAAAAAAAGGCAAAAGUCAAAAAGCGAGUUUUAUAUAAAGUGUACUUGCAUACAUAUGUACAAGUAAAUUCAUACAAAAUACAAACACACAUACAUACAUAUUUAUGUAUGCGCAUGUUAAGUGGAUAUAAACAAAUUCGGUUUAUAUUGUACACCAAUUGCGGUGUUUUUCUGCUUUAAUCGCAUUUUCUGGUGGCAAAUGCCAUUGGCACACGGUUUUGGACAUAUUCGCAUUGGUACAGAUCCAUACAUACAUACAUUAAGAGUAGUUUUAAGUAAACGAGUUACGAAAAUAUCGCAGUAACACAGUGAAUACUAAGCUACUAAAUUCACUGCAAAGUCGUGAGCGAGGAGCAAAAUAGAAGCGAACAAAAAAAAAAUAAACAGAAAAUUGUCUGUCUGUAUUUUCAUUGUUGUUGGAAAAUGGGCACAAAGAUCGAAUACGUGGACACGACGCAUCUCUAUGCAACCAAAUACAUACGCAACUCAAAGGCCAUAGCUGUACUCUGGGCGAUAUUCACAAUAUGUUAUGCCAUUAUCGGCAUUGUUGCCUUUGUGACGCCAGAAUGGAUCGGUGAUCCGGAUAAUGAGAGUGCCGGUCGUUUGGGCUUGUGGCAGGUGUGUCAGCGCGAUGAAAUAUUUGACAAUUGCAAACGACGUUGGGAGACCAUACUCACAGUGCCAACAUUCUCAUUUCAAUUAGCAACAUUCUUUAUGGUUGCGGCGGUGGCAUUGGCCUUGCUGACGAUCUGCUUUUUGAUAUUCUUGAUCUUCAUGAAAUCGACAAGAGUAUUUCACAUAUGCGGCUGGAUGCAAAUAAUAUCAGCGCUUUGCAUGAUCGUCGCCUGUGCUGCCUUCCCGUUCGGCUGGAAUUCCGAUGAUUUUCGUAAAAUAUGUGGACCCGAUGCGAAUCGUUUUGAGCUUGGCCUAUGCGGCAUUCGCUGGGCUUAUCCUCUUGCCAUAAUCGGUUGUGUCGAUGGUGUGGUCUUGGCGACACUUGCAUUCAUAUUGGCCACACGUCAUGUGCGUCUACAACCCGAUCCGCUCUAUCAGAGUUCACUGUACAAAGGUGAAAUUAACAACGCUUACAUUACAGACGCUGUCAGCUUGGCCGGUUCGCGGAAAUCACUGAAUCUGCAGCCGAUUCUGUUGGUGGCGCCGCCGCACAAUAUGCCCACCAAUGGCGAUGACACGAUAUCACAAUUCUCCUCACGCACACCGAAUCAUCGAUAUCGACCGGACUAUCCUAUGCAUCAGUUUUGAGGAUUCUUGCCGACCCCAAACCGUUCAUUGUUUGUGAUUUGUGCUUGCUGCUUGCUGCGACUGUUGUGUGUUUUGAGUUUUCGUCUUCGUUUUCGUUUUCAAUAAUUUUAUGAUUUUCACUUUAAUUUCUGUUAAUAUCCUAAAUGAAAUGCAGGUUUUAUGGACUGAAAGAGUAAAAUAAAAUCGAAUCCCUGUAAUAAAUAUUUACUAAGCCACUUUUGGUGGCUAACUGUAUAUACGGUAAAUAGAAAUGUAUCUUUAACUGUAAAAUGUACAAUAGCAAAUAAGUGUAAACGUAAAUAAAUUAUUAUCAUAUCUAAUGAAGUGA
Molecule: messenger RNA, 1859 nt
Organism: Ceratitis capitata (Mediterranean fruit fly)
Lineage: Eukaryota; Metazoa; Arthropoda; Insecta; Diptera; Tephritidae
Gene: Tmhs
Product: LHFPL tetraspan subfamily member 3 protein
Exons: 6
Coding region: 692-1531 (279 amino acids)
Biological process (GO): sensory perception of sound
Cellular component (GO): plasma membrane
Source: RefSeq, a predicted model, not a curated record